This is a messenger RNA of Amaranthus tricolor (Joseph's coat), 2484 nucleotides long. Its product is annotated as lysine histidine transporter-like 8. Bases 185 to 1891 code for a protein of 568 amino acids. Gene Ontology annotation, cellular component: plasma membrane. The record is from RefSeq and is a predicted model, not a curated record. The transcript has 5 exons. Lineage: Eukaryota; Viridiplantae; Streptophyta; Magnoliopsida; Caryophyllales; Amaranthaceae.
ACACAUCCACCUUGCAUGGCCCAUCAAUUAUUUAUUUCAUGCACAAACAAAACCUUACACUUAUGUACUUAUAUACAUCUCACUCUAUAUAUAUAUGUAACAAUCUUUCUUUCUAAGCUCAUAACAAAUCCAAAUUCCAACAUUAUCAGUACAUAUAAAUUAAAAUUAUCCAUACCCAGUAAAAAUGGGUGAAGGAAAAGAAAUAUACUCGGCCCCUCUAACACCAAGAUCAGGCACAAUAACUCCAAGGUCAGGCACCAUGACUCCUCCAAACCCGAGGACACCACCCCUUACCGCCCCACCGUCUCAGUUUCAUUCUCCAUCACUUUCCCGGUCGCCGCUCCUUUCAUUCAACGAGAGCGGCGAGGCAGGGGUUAGUGUUGGUGGUAAUAAUGGGGCAACUAAGGCGGCGGUGUCCAAAGGGUCGAGGCCGAAGACUCCGCUUCAGUUUAUGAGCCCAUUGGCUAGCCCACUUAGGAGAGCCAUAACUCCAAUAGCUAGUCCAUUAAGGAGGGCAAUCACACCAAUAGCUAGCCCAAUUAGGAAAGCUUUAAGUAUGACUAAGUUAGAUCCUCAAGAUGCUUGGCUUCCUAUUACGGAAUCUAGGAAUGGGAAUGCGUUUUAUGCUGCUUUUCAUACUCUUUGUUCUGGGAUUGGGAUUCAGGCUCUUGUUCUUCCUGUUGCUUUUACUAUCUUGGGUUGGACAUGGGGAAUCAUUUGCUUAACAUUAACCUUCAUAUGGCAACUCUACACUCUCUAUCUACUAGUCCAACUCCAUGAAUCAACUGAAACCGGUCUUCGUUACAGUCGAUACUUCACUCUUUGUAUAGCAGCCUUUGGUGAGAAAGCAGGGAAACUAAUGGCAAUGUUUCCAUACAUGUACUUAUCAGCUGGCACGUGUACGCUUCUGAUUAGUAUAGCGGGGUCAACAUGCAAAAUCUUAUUCCAAAUUGCAUGUGGUCGCGAUUGUACGUCUAAGCCUUUAACUUUGACGGAGUGGUACUUAGUUUUCACUUGUGCCGCCUUAAUACUAUCUCAAUUACCCAACAUGAACUCCAUUGCUGGUGUUUCCUUGGUCGGGGCUGUUACCGCAGUUGCUUAUGUCACCAUUAUUUGGGUUAUUUCCGUAGCUAAGCACACUUUACCUGCAGUGUCUUAUGAACCUGUUCGAUAUUCAUCCGACCUUAAAAACAUAUUUAGUGUCCUUAAUGCUCUCGGGAUCAUUGCCUUUGCUUUUAGAGGUCACAAUCUCAUACUUGAAAUUCAGGCAACAAUGCCUUCAAGCGAGAAACACCCUUCAAGAGUGCCCAUGUGGAAGGGUACCCAAGUUGCCUACGUUCUGAUCGCAAUGUGUUUGUACCCUCUUGCAAUUGGUGGCUAUUGGGCUUAUGGAAAUUCGAUACCACAAGAUGGAGGAGGCAUGCUAACAGCUUUGUACAAAUUUCACGGACAUGACACAUCCCAAUUCAUCCUUGGCCUAACAGCCUUAUUCGUAAUAAUUAACGCUCUAAGUUCAUUUCAAAUCUAUGGCAUGCCCAUGUUCGAUGACCUUGAGUCAAAAUACACAAUUAGGAAAAAGAGACCAUGCCCAUGGUGGCUACGAGCUUCAUUCCGAGCUUUAUGUGGGUUCAUAUGCUUUUUCUUUGCGGUUGCAUUCCCUUUUAUCGCGAGCUUUGCUGGCCUGAUCGGAGGGAUAGCCUUACCCAUAACCUUAGCUUACCCUUGCUUCAUUUGGGUUGUUAUGAAAAAGCCUAAGGUUUAUAGUCCAAUGUGGUGCCUAAAUUGGGGAUUAGGAAUCUUAGGGAUGAUCCUUAGUGCUUUGAUGAUUGCUGCUGGCAUUUAUGUUGUGAUUGCUAAUGGGGUGGAAUUUCACUUUUUUAAGCCUCAAUAAUUAGAAGAAAUUAAAAAAGAUUAGGCAUGAUUAAUUAAUAUGCUUGUCUAGAACAUGUAACAUAUACUACAUUUUCUUAGGUUUGGUUAGGUGAGGAAGGAAAGUACAAAUGUAAUAUUUGUUUGUUUAAGAUCUCUAAUUGACAUGUGAAUUAAGUAAACAAAAAUGUGUCUUUACAUAAAAAAAAAUAAAAAAUAAAUAAAUAAAUGAUAAAUAUCAUUUCAUUGAGAUGUACAAAAGCAAAGCAAUUCAAGGUUGGCAUUAGUUAAUAUACAGAUAACUAGGAUAAAAACUCGUGCAAUGCACGAAUUUUUAAAUAUGUUAAUAUUUCAAUGAAAUUUUAGAUUGCAAAUCAUAUUUUAGAUUUUUUCAAAAUUUAAAAUUAUAAUUAUGGUAGUCUAACAAUAUAAAUGACUUAUUUUAAUGAUCAAUUAAUGAAAUUUUAUGUCAUUUUAGUUUUAAAUAAUAAUUGAUGGAAAAAGGAGUUAUUAUAUAAAUUGCUGUAUAAUUUUAUACACAGUGUAAUUUUGUAGUAUAAUUUUUUGAAUUGUGUAAUUCCAAUUACAAUGGAAUAAAUAUAAUUUAUUUUGUGG